Molecule: messenger RNA, 4055 nt
Organism: Anguilla rostrata (American eel)
Lineage: Eukaryota; Metazoa; Chordata; Actinopteri; Anguilliformes; Anguillidae
Product: transcription factor Sox-2-like
Exons: 1
Coding region: 2357-3298 (313 amino acids)
Biological process (GO): cell differentiation; regulation of DNA-templated transcription; anatomical structure morphogenesis
Molecular function (GO): RNA polymerase II cis-regulatory region sequence-specific DNA binding; DNA-binding transcription factor activity, RNA polymerase II-specific
Source: RefSeq, a predicted model, not a curated record
GAAAGUACAAUUCCUUUUCAAGUCGUGUUACGGAAAAUAGAAAGCGUAGCCUACUUGCCGAAAGUCUUGUUACCAGGAUACAAGUUAAGAUCUGGGUCGGCAACUGAUGUAACCGACAUGGCUGUACAGUAACAGUCAUGUUAUACAUAAUGAUAGUAUGAAACUUGAUAUCGAAGGCAGACCUGAUCAUAAUAAUAAUAAUAAUAAUAAUAAUAAUAAUAAUAAUAAUAAUAAUAAUAAUAAUGUGCAAUUUCAUCUCGGAUCCAAAAUAACCAAAAUAAAUUGGCAGUAGACAUAGCUAUUUGAAAUGACUUAGCCUAAUAUUCCCUGCUAUUGUAUGAUUCAACUAUAGCCUACAUUUAGGCUAUCAUAAGCUACAGCUAUAUAUUACAUUCUGUCAAUCACUGGGUAAACAAUCUCACUACUGGUGGACUUCCCACUCUCCAAUGCCCUUUUUCAUGAUUGUAAAAAAUAGAGGUGGAUCGCAUACAAAAUAAAUUAAACAAGUCAACCAACGUUGGACUGACUACAGAAUGGACAAAUCUUAGAUUGGACUCGACAAUACGUUUUUAAAAUGUAGCCUACAUAUCAGUAUAGCUUUUUUUUUGCAUAACAAAAAAAUAAUCUAUGUAUAUAGCUUACAGUAUUCAUGUUAUUCAAUAUUUAAAAUGCCGGCAAUUUUAUCAUCGCGAGAUAUAAAUAGUUGGACACAUCUGUUUUGUUUUGUUGCAAAGAUGGAGACAUUAAACAAUUAUCCUAAAUUUUGUUUGACUACAUUGUAUUUACAUAUUUAGUAGGCCUUCUAGUACAUUUUAUUAUAAAAUAGAUACCAAUGUCAUACUAGGCCUACGCCAACAACCGCCAAUGAACUCAAAUACGACUACAGUGAUUUUAAUGUUAAUUAUUCAUUCUUCCGUCCGUCUGUAAAUGUUUGAAAUGUAAUUCUUAAAUGAAGUAAGGACCUUAAACCAAUUAAAUAGGCUACCAAGAUAAUUUUGAUGUACAGUUUUAAAUUACAUAUUUGUUUCGUUAAUAACUAACUGACCAGUAGACGGCACUGUUGGUACAUAACAAUGUUGCACCGUCCUGUCCAAAUUUCUUUAUGGACCUUUGAGGUAGCCUAUGUGCAUUUCUACAUUAACUAUAAAUAUGCUCUGAGUGUAUUCUUCUAGACUUUCAGGUAAAAGUUUUUAUAUAUUCUAUUUUUUCAAGUUACUUCCAAAAAAUAACAACAUAUCAAGUCCACUUUGAGUUAAAUGUAAAUAUAUUUAACCACUGGCUCUAUAUGUCAACCCAUUUCGAACCAUGGGGAGAAAGUUUGGCCGAUGACAAGCAGUUUUCUUUAUCAUUUGAGGCGAUGGGCGUUCAAGCAACAAAGGUCUUAAAUAGCAUUGUGGUGGUAAACAAACGAGCUUUUGCCUGGCCGACAUGGCAACACCAGCCGAGACAAAACUUAUUUAUAUUAAGGUAGGUUCUUCAUUCAACUUAAUCCAUUGAGGCCCUUUCAUUUUAAUAACGAAGGCACACCUUACGUUACCAGAAACAUAGGCAGACCUAAAGUUUUAACGUAACCAUUGAGAUGUCAACGUGUAAGUAAUAAGUAAUAUUGAACAAAUAGUAUUAACAAGUUUUUUUCAGAAAUAUCCGUUUUGAGAACAUGCGGUUUACUUUGUAUCAUUAAUGAAUAUUAUUAUACGAAUCUAUGAAUAUUAUAAAAAUCUAUGGAUUUUACAAUGAAAUGCGGGGAAUGUUUAGGCUACUUUAAUGUAAAAUAGUCGGUUAGGCUAUAUGCCAUUUAAUUCCGAACGUAAUAUAAGUGGGCCUCGUCCAGUUCAUUCGCAUAUAAAGUGUAUCGGUAACGAAGACUAAUAUGAUUUGCGUGGGACAGUACUUCGCAGAAUGAGAGCCAUCUAAAAUAUCAUGUAAAUAACGCUCGCUACAAUAAUGAAUAUGAAGCGACCAUUGGCUAACUUUAAAGUGGUCUCUGCCUCACAGUACCAACACUAACCGCGAGUAACCCCGCCUCUUUAUGCCAAUAAAAGACACAGUCCUGGCUGAGCGAACAGUCGCUCCGUGAUUGGUUAGGUAAAACCCAUUUAUUCCCUGACAGCCCCCGUCACAUGAAUGGUUGUCUAUUAACUUGUUCAAAAAGUAUUUGGAGUUGUCAAGGCUCCUACGAAGAGGGAGAACUAGUCGUUGAUUCUUAAAAAUCCAAGAGAGAAGUUCGUGGAGCAAUAGAGGAUCCACCUGGUGAAGAGAAAAAAGUUUCUGAAAGCAAAUAGGAAAUAACGACGAACGGCCUCUGGCUUGGAGUUUUGUUCUUUUUGGAGAAGCAAGUGACAAACAACCAGUUGAAAUGUAUAGCAUGAUGGAAACCGAACUGAAACCUCCCGCCCCACAGACAACUUCUGUGGUUACGGGGAAUUCUAAUGCUUCGGGAAACAACCAGAAAAACAGCCCGGAUCGAGUCAAGAGACCGAUGAACGCGUUUAUGGUUUGGUCCAGGGGCCAACGUAGAAAAAUGGCACAGGAGAAUCCAAAAAUGCACAAUUCCGAAAUUAGCAAACGACUCGGGGCAGAGUGGAAACUUCUAUCCGAAAGCGAGAAGCGACCUUUCAUCGACGAAGCGAAGCGUCUCCGUGCUCUUCACAUGAAGGAGCAUCCGGAUUACAAAUACAGACCCCGGCGGAAAACCAAAACGCUGAUGAAAAAGGACAAGUACACCCUGCCAGGUGGGCUUCUUGCGCCGGGCGGUAAUGCUCUGAGCGCCGGGGUGGGGGCUGGUUUGGGUGCGGGAGUAAAUCAGAGAAUGGACAGUUAUGCACACAUGAAUGGUUGGACCAACGGAGGCUAUGGCAUGAUGCAGGAACAGCUCGGCUACUCGCAGCACCCUGGUUUAAAUGCUCACAACACGGCACAGAUGCAGAGCAUGCACCGCUACGACAUGAGCGCACUUCAGUACACUUCUAUGACCAAUUCACAGACCUACAUGAACGGAUCCCCCACAUACAGCAUGUCAUACUCUCAGCAGAACACUCCAGGUAUGACUCUUGGUUCUAUGAGUUCGGUGGUAAAGUCGGAAUCCAGUUCUAGUCCACCCGUAGUCACUUCCUCGGCUCAUUCGAGGGCUGCCCCGUGUCAGACCGGAGAUCUUCGGGAUAUGAUAAGCAUGUACCUACCGGGAGCUGAAGUCCCGGAACAAACAGCCCAAAGCAGACUUCACAUGUCUCAGCAUUACCAGACCGCCCCGGUACCUGGCGCGACCAUUAACGGCACAUUGCCUUUAUCACAUUUGUAAAGUACGUUUCUUCACAGAAACCGGACUAUUUUUGUACAGAACAUUUUGCGGGACAAGGGAAAAGUUUAUAGUACUGAAGGAAAAACCUCAAACUUUCUUUUUCUUAAAGCAAGGUUUAAAUGAACGGAUGAAAUGUUUUUUCUUUUCAAAGGGAUACCAUAUUUUGGAAAUUGAGAAAUCUCCUCUUGUCAGUUGUUUUAUUAUCAAGUAACUUUUGUACAGUAUUUAUCAAAACACUUUUCAAUCAACAUGAUUGUGCAUUAUGAGAAUUGUCACAUUUUCUAAACAAAAUUUCUACAGAAGAGAUGCAAUGAAGUGGCAGAGUGGAAAUUUUAAAGAAUUUCUAACAAUGCACAGCGGAGAAAGGGAAAAGAGAUAUAAACCGGUUAAAGGUUUCUCCUUGAAGGUACAUAUAGUGUACUAAACCGUUUUUAGUUUUGUAAGAAAAGUAACGAAUAAUACAAAAAGUACAAGUAAACAUAAUGUUUAAUUUAUAUAUUCGUUUCCCUCUUUCCUCUGUUAAAAACGCGAAUUUUGUGUUUAUACUUUUUGUUGUUUGUAAUAUUUCUGUAGAUAGAUUGUGACAUUUAGUUUUUAUUUUCAUUUCCGUAGUUGUAUUUUCAAAUUUGGCUCUGUAGCCGACACUCCAUGUACAUAAUAAUGAUUUGAACUAAUAACAUCCUUAUAACAGUCACAAUUUCAGUUUUUUUUUUUUUACAAUAUACAGAGUUUGAAAUAAAUAAAUAUUUGAAAUGUG